UCAUGGACCCCAGAUCUGUGGUAUGUUGAGCUCGUCGAAUAACCGGAGGAAAGCUUAGAAUAUUCUGUCGAGUUGUACGUUUCACUGGUACACGUCGUUGGAGCAACAUCUGUUGUACGUGAUCCUGCUUAUUUAAGUUUAACGAUCAACGGGAUUGUACGAAACUGUGGGAAGCUCUCGGAUCGAAAGUCAACGGUUGUUUUCGAAACGUUUUCGAGAAUCAUGAACUUCGAUGAGGGCAUCGAGUUUAUUAAAAAUGAUCUUCUACCCGAAGCUGUUCACAAUCGUUGCUUCUGCGAGGCUGGCUCUCGGGAAUUCCUCGAAUUCUCAUCAGUCCAAGUGGAGUCGUUGAGUGUUGAGAGAAGUAAAAAAAAUGCGAAGGAAUACUUCCGAGCACGAAUGAUCGUGAAGUUUUCUGGAGAACCGAAGACUUUUCCGCUCAUUAUAAAACUUCUCGGGAAUGCGACUGUCAGUGAUCGCGAUUACGAUGAAUUUCUCAACGAGGAAAUGUUCUACAGCAAAAUUGUCCAAAAAUACAAAUUGAAUAUUUAUCCCAAGUGCUACGUGGCUGACAUGGGUCGAUACGGAAGGCCGGUCAUCGUUCUCGAAGACCUUGAGGCUUGCGGAUACGUACGAGUUGAUGGUAAAUUGGAUGAGGAUCACUUGGCGCUGGGUCUGAAAGCCAUUGAAGGUCUUCACCAGCGUGGCUUGAGACUCAAAGCUGAGAACUAUAAUUCGUUUAGAGAGUUUUACGCCAAGCUAAUCGACACGAGAUUAGAUACACAAUCUACCAGCGUUUUCAACGAAACAUCGAGCAGGCUCUCGCGGAUCCUGAAGAAACUUCGAUGCGGAGGCUUGGAAAAAAUUGAUCUCGAGAACGAAGAGACUCUCCUGACUUUGUGUCAUGGAAAUUUAAUACCUCGAGAGUGUUUUUUCUACAAGUACGAGGAUAAAAAACCUGUCGAGGUUAAGAUAAUAGGAUGGAAGCGAAUACGGUAUUGCUCGAUCAUCGUCGAUUUGACGUUUCUGCUCCAGGAUCGUGUUACCGAUGAGAACGAGGCAGACAAAUAUUUACGUAUUUAUUUUCAAGGCCCCGAGAUCUGAAUAAUAAAUGGAUCGUUGCAUAAAUAAGUUUCACACUUCAA
Molecule: messenger RNA, 1145 nt
Organism: Venturia canescens
Lineage: Eukaryota; Metazoa; Arthropoda; Insecta; Hymenoptera; Ichneumonidae
Exons: 3
Coding region: 223-1104 (293 amino acids)
Source: RefSeq, a predicted model, not a curated record